AUGCUAAUGUUGUUAUUGGAAUGGCGUCCUGAUUUCUCUAUGGAAAGGGAUAUGCUGCGAUCAGUUCCGAUUUGGGUGAAAUUUCCCAAACUUUCGAUCCAGAUGUGGGGUGAGAGAAGCUUGGGGAAGAUUGGGAGUGUGAUUGGCACGCCCUUGUUCACAGACGAAUUUACAGCUGCGAAGCUCAGGGUAACCUAUGCGAGAAUUUUAGUGGAAGUUGAUGUCACACAGAAGCUUCAAGAUGAAAUAAUGAUUAACUAUGAAAGGGAAGAGAGGAACCAGAAAGUGGAAUAUGAAUGGAGGCCCCAGUAUUGUGAAGCUUGCGAAAAGGUUGGACACAUUUGCAACAAGGAGAAGAAACCUAUGGUUAAAAUGUGGCAGCAAAAAUCUGGUCAGGAAAAGGGUGAAGCCAGCAAGGAGGAAAAGAAAGAGCCUGAAAUUGGACUUGACAUGCAAAAUACCCUAGUAAUUCAAGAAGAUAAUAGUAAAGAAGAUGGAAUUUGGACUGUGGUUCUGAAAGGAAGUAGAGAAACAGGCAAAAAUCAGGUACAUAGUCUCAAGCAUAUCUUUAGUAAUAAUGGUUUCAGCACCUUGGGAGUUUGGAAUGACUCAGAGGUGAUUCCCUUACGGGAUACAUGA
Messenger RNA from Vicia villosa (hairy vetch), 639 nucleotides. RefSeq lists its product as uncharacterized. The coding region runs from base 1 to 639 and encodes 212 amino acids. The transcript has a single exon. The record is from RefSeq and is a predicted model, not a curated record. NCBI's taxonomy places the organism in Eukaryota, Viridiplantae, Streptophyta, Magnoliopsida, Fabales, Fabaceae.